AUGGCAACCAAAUUGGAGCCAUUCUUUUUAUCGAUCAUUUCGCUUUAUAUCAAAGGCACAACAAAUUUCUUGGUUUUUAGAAAAGUAAGCAAAAAUGUUGAAGAAGCUCUUAAAAUGCUUCGUAUCAAUCCAUACAAAGUAGUGUCGUAUUUGCCAUUCCUGUUGAAUUCUCUUCCAAAUAUAAACACACUUUAUAUAACCGUUUUAGAUGCGCAGAGUGAAUUAUCGGAGAGUCAGUUGUCACAAAUCAAUUGGAUUGACUCGUCUUCGAAAACAUGCGACAUCUCAAAAAUCACUCGGAAUUAUGCACAAAAAGUGAUUUCCUUGCGGUUUUCAGCCAGUGAAUGCCCAUGUUGGUAUUUGGAAGAUUUUAUUUAUUUACAAAAAUUGAUAAUUGAAAAUGCGGAAGAUCUCAGUGUUUUUAAAAUAUCAAUUUUUAAAUCACUGAAAUUUUUGAAGCUGCUUGUCUUGUAUUCUAAUGACCCACAAGACAAAUAUUUACAAAGUGGUUUUAUUUUAAAUGCACUUGAAUGUGUCAUGAAAAUGAAUCAAAAUUUGACAAUCAAUUUGUGCGUUUCUAAUAAGAAAACAGUUGAAAUGGUCACCAAAGUUAAUUUGUAUUAUCACAAAUUCUCGAAUAAAGCAAUAAAUUGUGAUAUUAAAAAAGAUUUUGAUAAAUUUGAAAUUAAUUAUCUUAGAGGAAAUAAAUAUAUUGUUACUGAAAUGGUCGAAAGUUUGGACAAAAACUUGAUACGAUAUUUAAAAGUUUCAUUUGAUACUUAUGAAAGUGUAGAAAUGGACUUCUCUUCUUUAUUCAUCGUUUCACUGAAAUUGUCUGUUAAAAACACCAAACAAUUAUUUGUGAGAAUACCAAACACUUUGUCUGACAUUACAAUUAUCGCACCAAAUCAAAAUGUUUGUGUUGAAAGUUUUAUGUUUCCAUUUUCAUUUCAAAAAUGUGAAUUUGACUGUAACAUCGCAUUUAGUAACUUAAAACGAGUCAUCCAAAAAACACAGAGAAUUGUUAUGAAGAACAUGAAAAUGUUGAAACUCAAAUCACAAAAGUACUUUUACGUAUUUGGUAAAGAAAUGAAUAAUUUGGAGUAUUUUGAUAUUUGUUGCCCUUUUAAAGAACUUGACUUGUCUGAUAUUAAGAAAUUUCGACUAAUUAUUGAACAAAUGCCAACACGAUGUUAUAUCAAAGAUGUUGGAUGUUGCAAACAGCUUAUUCUUGGGGAAAACCUUCUUUUAAAUGGCGCGUUUUGCUCGAAUGGAGAUGUCGAAGUCUUUGGAUAUAAUGAUCAAUUUUCUCUCUUUGGAAGUUAUACAAAAAUUCACAAUUUUAAUUUUAAAUUUAUUGAAAAUUUCAAGUGCAAAACACAAAUUUUCAUGCCAAAUGAAACGAAACUACAAAAAUCUUUUUACACUGAAAAAAUUGUUAUUAACGAAAGCCGAACGGAGACGUGUGUUGUUCUUAAAAAUGAUGAAUUAAAAAGAAUUACUGAAGACAAAGAGUUGUUGGAUUUUUUCAAAACGAACAUCAUCAAAUUUAACAACUUCUCGACAAAAACAUGCGACUUUUUGUUUUUCACAAAAUGUGAAUUUAAAAGAGAGAAUAACAGCGUAUGUUGUAUUGGAGAAAAACGUGUUGAUUUGGAUAAAGAUGAUAUCGUUGUUUAUGUACAAAGCUUUAACAUGUUAAGUUACUUCUCUUUUGACCAAAUUGGACAAAAACAAAAUAGAGAGAAUAAAAGUGUUUCUCCAAAAAUGAAGAGAAUUAACAAAGCAACCAAAGAAAAUCAUUGGAAAUUUGAGGAUGAAAUGGGAAGAAAAGUUACUCGACCAUUUCAUGGCAUCAAAAUGUUAAAUGUAAAUUACACACAAAAACAAAACGAAUUAAUAAAAAAACGAUUUAACCCAUUGGAAUAUCAUGACGAGGACAAUGAUGAUUUAAGUAAAGAAGAAUGGGAUGAAAUCGAAAGAUUGGAAUAUGCAAAUCUUAAACAAUCUGAUUUAAAGAAAUAUAUAAUUGAAGAUUAA
Molecule: messenger RNA, 2040 nt
Organism: Entamoeba invadens IP1
Lineage: Eukaryota; Evosea; Mastigamoebida; Endamoebidae
Exons: 1
Coding region: 1-2040 (679 amino acids)
Source: RefSeq, a predicted model, not a curated record